AUUUUGCUUACUUUCAUGACUGAUCGAGUGGCUGGUCAGAUUCGUUAUUCUAUACCAGAGGAGAUGAAGAAAGGCUCUAUUAUUGGCAAUGUAGCACAAGACCUCGGUCUGGAUCUGAAACGGCUUCGCUCUGGCCGUGCCCGUAUCGUGAGUGGAGAAAACAUCCAGUACACUGAGCUGAAGACGGACAAAGGGAUUCUAGUCGUGAAUGAGAGAAUAGACCGAGAGCAGCUUUGUGGAGACGUGACACCGUGUAGCCUCAGCUUCGAAAUCAUUUUAGAAAAUCCAAUUGAACUUCAUCGUGUAACUGUCGAAAUUUUAGAUAUUAAUGACAAUGCCCCUUUCUUUCCAAAUAAAGACAUCAUGUUUGAAACGAGCGAAUCUGCUACAAUCGGAGCUAAAUUUCCUGUUGAAAGCGCAGUUGAUCCUGACGUUGGACUAAACGCAUUACAAAAUUACAUUAUAUCUCCGAAUAAUUAUUUUAUUCUCAAACAGCAUGCAAAUCCAGACGGCAGUAAAUACGCUGAAUUGGUCCUUCAGAAGCCAUUAGACAGAGAGGAACACCCAAUUCUUUCUCUGAAAGUAAUUGCUGUCGACGGUGGGAACCCACAGAGAUCUGGCACAGUCAACAUAAAUGUAUCUGUUUUAGAUGUUAACGAUAAUGCUCCUGUGUUCAACCAGUCAGUUUACAGGGCAUUCGUUGUGGAAAAUGCGCCAAAAGGGACUUAUAUUACAACAGUUAACGCCACUGAUGCAGACAUUGGCUCUAAUGGGGAAAUAAUAUUCAGUUUUUCCAAGAUAAAAGGCAAUACGGUCGACAUGUUUAGUUUCGACGAAAACACGGGUGUCAUUUCAGUUUCAGGGCUUAUAGACUUUGAGAAAGAGAAGAAAUAUGAGCUCAGGCUAGAGGCAAGGGAUCGAGGAGGUUUGACUGGGACCAGUAAAAUAAUAAUUGAUGUAAGUGACGUUAAUGACAAUGUCCCUGUAAUUAAUAUCAUGUCAUUUUCUAAUACUGUAUCGGAAGAUGCUCCCCUUGGCACGACAGUAGCUGUCAUCAAUGUCAAAGACGCCGACUCAGCGAAAAACGGACAGAUAAAAUGUACUAUAGACAAAACGCUUCCCUUUAAAAUCCAGUCGUCAUUAACGAAUUACUAUAAUUUGGUGGCAGACCAGCAUUUUGAUAGAGAGACUAUUUCUGAAUAUGAUAUUAAAAUAGUAGCCACCGACUCAGGGUCCCCUCCUCUUUCCAGCUUCGUCACAUUGCAACUUAGAAUCUCUGACGUAAAUGACAAUGGGCCAUUGUUCGACAAGAAUUCCUAUUCUGCUUACAUCACAGAGAAUAAUUCCCCUGGAGUGUCCGUCAUCACUGUCAGCGCGCGCGACUCUGAUUGGAAUCAAAACGCCAGGAUCUCUUAUUUUCUUGAGGACACACAAAUCAGCGGCAAUCCCGUUACUAACUAUUUGUCCAUAAACUCUGAAACAGGGAUUUUACACGCGGUGCGUUCGUUUGAUUAUGAGCAAAUCAAAGAACUUCAUCUCACUGUGAAAGCUCAGGAUGGAGGUUCCCCUCCACUCAGUAGCAAUGUGACAGUGAAAAUAAUAAUCCAGGACCAGAACGACAACCCGCCUCAGGUUCUGUACCCAGUCCAGACCGGUGGCUCUCUGGUGGCUGAAAUGGUGCCUCGCUCAGCAGAUGUGGGCUAUCUGGUGACUAAAGUGGUGGCUGUGGAUGUGGACUCUGGACAGAAUGCCUGGCUCUCCUAUAAACUGCAGAAAGCCACAGACAGGGCGCUGUUUGAAGUGGGCUUACAGAAUGGAGAAAUAAGAACUAUCCGCCAGGUGACUGAUAAAGAUGCUGUAAAACAAAGACUGACUGUUAUAGUGGAGGACAACGGGCAGCCCUCUCGUUCAGCUACAGUCAUUGUUAACGUGGCGGUGGCGGACAGCUUCCCUGAAGUGCUGUCAGAGUUCACUGACUUUACACACGACAAGGAGUACAAUGACAACCUGACUUUUUACUUAGUGUUGGCUCUGGCUGUAGUUUCCUUCCUCUUCAUCACGUGUUUAGUGGUUAUUAUAUCAGUGAAAAUCUACAGAUGGAGACAGUCUCGCAUCCUGUAUCACUCCAAUCUCCCUGUGAUUCCAUAUUAUCCACCACGUUACUCAGACACUUUGGGGACAGGGACUCUCCAACACGUGUACAAUUAUGAGGUGUGCAGGACGACUGACUCCAGAAAGAGUGACAUGAAAUAUAUGCAACCGAUGAGUCCAAGUUUAGUGAGUGUGGAUGGAGCAGGGGCUGAUACACCACAGUUGGAAAAGCAGCUGUCAGGGACCUGCUCUCUAAUGUCAACCUUGGUGAGUAAUUUCUUGAAUUCUCCAUGCUCCAUAUUCUCGUUUUUAAGAGGCCGAUGGCAAGCACUGUUUGUCAUUCUUUGUCUUUUCAAGCUGAGCUCAGUGACCGGGCAGGCUCGGUAUUCUAUACCGGAGGAGCAGGCAGAAGGGUCUUUCGUUGGAAAUAUUGCUAGAGAUUUAGGCUUGGAUGUGGCAAGGCUCAUAUCAGGUAAAGCUCGUAUUAUUACAAAAGGAAGUCGACAGUAUGUGGAUUUAAACCGAGACAAAGGCACACUUGUUAUUAAAGAACGAAUCGACCGAGAAGAGCUUUGUGGACAGACGACGCCCUGUAGCUUCAGUUUCGAGGUAAUUUUAGAAAAUCCAAUUCAGCUUUAUCGGGUAACAGUGGAGGUAACAGACAUUAAUGAUAACAGUCCGUCGUUCCCAAAAGAUGAAAUCAAUUUGAAAAUUGCCGAAAAUGCUGCAGCUGGGACUCGCUUCUCACUAGAGAGUGCAGACGAUCCUGAUGUUGGUAUUAAUGAUAUUCAGAAAUACACACUUAAACCCUCAGAUCAUUUUAAAUUGGAAAUACAGAGCCAACAGGAUGGAGGCAAAUUUAUCGAAAUGAUUUUAAAGAAUCCGUUAGAUCGAGAGAAAGAGGAGACUCACUCACUCGUGUUGAUUGCUUCAGAUGGCGGUGAGCCACACAGAUCAGGGACGGUGCGUAUUCACAUCACUGUGCUUGAUGUUAACGAUAAUGCGCCAGUGUGUAGCCAGCCUGUUUAUAAAGCAGAUGUCAGAGAAAAUUCUCCUGAAGGAACUGUGGUAACCACUGUUAGUGCAAAUGACGCAGAUGAAGGAGUCAGUAGUGAAGUCACUUAUUCUAUCGCUCAUGUCGCUAAAGAGGCGAAACAGCUGUUUGAAGUAAAUUCUAAAACAGGAGAGAUUAAAGUUACAGGUAAACUAGAUUUUGAAAAAUCUAAAACUUACCAAUUAAAUGUUAAGGCUAGUGACCACGGGGGAUUUACAGAUACGUGCAAAGUUAUUGUUCAAAUACUUGAUGAAAAUGACAAUGUCCCUACAAUACAGCUUAUGUCAUUUUCUAACUCUAUAUCGGAGGAUUCUCCCCCCGGUACAACUAUAGCUGUUGUUAACGUGGAUGAUGAAGACUCUGAUGGAAACGGUGUUGUCAAGUGCUCCAUUACCUCUGACGUACCUUUCAAAAUUGAAUCUUCAUUAACAGGAUAUUAUACAAUAGUAACAGAAGACUUCUUAGACAGAGAAAGUAUUCCUGAGUAUAAUAUCACCAUAACCGUCUCUGACCAAGGCUCUCCUCCUCUGUCUAACAGUAAAAACAUUAAUGUUAAAGUGUCUGACGUGAAUGACAGCCCACCCAAAUUCAAGCAGUCAGAAUAUAGUAAGAAUGUACCAGAGAACAACUCUCCCGGAUUAUCUGUGUUUACUCUCAGUGCUAGUGAUGCAGACUGGGGCCAAAACGCUCGAGUGUCUUACUUUCUGGAGGAGAAAGAGAUUAAUGGAGUAGCUGUGUCGUCAUUAGUGUCCAUAAACUCAGAAAACGGUGUCGUUCAUGCAGUGAGGUCGUUUGAUUAUGAACAAAUCAAAUGGUUUGAAUUCAAUGUGACUGCACGUGAUGCCGGGUCUCCUCCUCUGAGUUCGGUUGCUACAGUGAAACUUAUGAUCCAGGACCAGAACGACAACCCCCCUCAGGUUUUGUACCCAGUCCAGACUGGUGGCUCUCUGGUGGCUGAAAUGGUUCCUCGUUCAGCAGAUGUGGGCUAUCUGGUCACUAAAGUGGUGGCUGUGGAUGUGGACUCUGGACAGAAUGCCUGGCUCUCCUAUAAACUGCAGAAAGCCACAGACAGGGCGCUGUUUGAAGUGGGCUUACAGAAUGGAGAAAUAAGAACUAUCCGCCAGGUGACUGAUAAAGAUGCUGUGAAACAAAGACUGACUGUUAUAGUGGAGGACAACGGGCAGCCCUCUCGUUCAGCUACAGUCAUUGUUAACGUGGCGGUGGCGGACAGCUUCCCUGAAGUGCUGUCAGAGUUCACUGACUUUACACACGACAAGGAGUACAAUGACAACCUGACUUUUUACUUAGUGUUGGCUCUGGCUGUAGUUUCCUUCCUCUUCAUCACGUGUUUAGUGGUUAUUAUAUCAGUGAAAAUCUACAGAUGGAGACAGUCUCGCAUCCUGUAUCACUCCAAUCUCCCUGUGAUUCCAUAUUAUCCACCACGUUACUCAGACACUUUGGGGACAGGGACUCUCCAACAUGUGUAUAAUUACGAGGUGUGCAGGACGACUGACUCCAGAAAGAGUGACAUGAAAUAUAUGCAACCGAUGAGUCCAAGUUUAGUGAGUGUGGAUGGAGCUGAGGCUGAUACACCACAGUUGGAAAAGCAGCUGACAGGGACCUGCUCACAAAUGUCAACCUUGGUGAGUAAUUUCUUGAAUUCGUCAUCCUACAUAUUCUCAGGCCGAUGGCAAGCACUGUUUGUCAUUCUUUGUCUUUUCAAGCUGAGCUCAGUGACCGGGCAGGCUCGGUAUUCUAUACCGGAGGAGCAGGCAGAAGGGUCUUUCGUUGGAAACAUUGCUAGAGAUUUAGGCUUGGAUGUGGCGAGACUCAUAUCAGGUAAAGCUCGUAUUAUUACAAAAGGAAGUCGACAGUAUGUGGAUUUAAACCGAGACAAAGGCACACUUGUUAUUAAAGAACGAAUCGACCGAGAAGAGCUUUGUGGACAGACGACGCCCUGUAGCUUCAGUUUCGAGGUCAUUUUAGAAAAUCCAAUUCAGCUUUAUCGGGUAACAGUGGAGGUUACAGACAUUAAUGAUAACAGUCCGUCGUUCCCAAAAGAUGAAAUCAAUUUGAAAAUUGCUGAAAGUGUUGUAUCGGGGACUCGCUUCUCACUAGAGAGUGCAGAAGACCCCGAUGUUGGUAUUAAUGAUAUUCAGAAAUACACACUUAAACCUUCAGAUCAUUUCAAAUUGGAAAUACAGAGCCAACAGGAUGGAGGGAUUUUUAUCGAAAUGGUUUUACAGACCCCGUUAGAUCGAGAGAAAGAGGAGACUCACUCACUCGUGUUGAUUGCUUCAGAUGGCGGUGAGCCACACAGAUCAGGGACGGUGCGUAUUCACAUCACUGUGCUAGACGCUAACGAUAAUGCACCAGUGUGUAGCCAGCCUGUUUAUAAAGCAGAUGUCAGAGAAAAUUCUCCUGAAGGAACUGUGGUAACCACUGUUAGUGCAAAUGACGCAGAUGAAGGAGUCAGUAGUGAAGUAACUUAUUCUAUCGCUCAUGUCGCUAAAGAGGCCAAACAGCUGUUUGAAGUAAAUUCUAAAACAGGAGAGAUUAAAGUUACAGGUAAACUGGAUUUUGAAAAAUCUAAAACUUACCAGUUAAAUGUUAAGGCUAGUGACCACGGUGGAUAUACAGAUACAUGCAAAGUUAUUGUUCAAAUACUUGAUGAAAAUGACAAUGUCCCUACAAUACAGCUUAUGUCAUUUUCUAACUCUAUAUCGGAGGAUUCUCCCCCCGGUACAACUAUAGCUGUUGUUAACGUGGAUGAUGAAGACUCUGAUGGAAACGGUGUUGUCAAGUGCUCCAUUAACUCUGACGUACCUUUCAAAAUUGAAUCUUCAUUAACAGGAUAUUAUACAAUAGUAACAGAAGACUUCUUAGACAGAGAAAGUAUUCCUGAGUAUAAUAUCACCAUAACCGUCUCUGACCAAGGCUCUCCUCCUCUGUCUAACAGUAAAAACAUUAAUGUUAAAGUGUCUGACGUGAAUGACAGCCCACCCAAAUUCAAGCAGUCAGAAUAUAGUAAGAAUGUACCAGAGAACAACUCUCCCGGAUUAUCUGUGUUUACUCUCAGUGCUAGUGAUGCAGACUGGGGCCAAAACGCUCGAGUGUCUUACUUUCUGGAGGAGAAAGAGAUUAAUGGAGUAGCUGUGUCGUCAUUAGUGUCCAUAAACUCAGAAAACGGUGUCGUUCAUGCAGUGAGGUCGUUUGAUUAUGAACAAAUCAAAUGGUUUGAAUUCAAUGUGACUGCACGUGAUGCCGGAUCUCCUCCUCUGAGUUCGGUUGCUACAGUGAAACUUAUGAUCCAGGACCAGAACGACAACCCCCCUCAGGUUCUGUACCCAGUCCAGACUGGUGGCUCUCUGGUGGCUGAAAUGGUUCCUCGUUCAGCAGAUGUGGGCUAUCUGGUGACUAAAGUGGUGGCUGUGGAUGUGGACUCUGGACAGAAUGCCUGGCUCUCCUAUAAACUGCAGAAAGCCACAGACAGGGCGCUGUUUGAAGUGGGCUUACAGAAUGGAGAAAUAAGAACUAUCCGCCAGGUGACUGAUAAAGAUGCUGUGAAACAAAGACUGACUGUUAUAGUGGAGGACAACGGGCAGCCCUCUCGUUCAGCUACAGUCAUUGUUAACGUGGCGGUGGCGGACAGCUUCCCUGAAGUGCUGUCAGAGUUCACUGACUUUACACACGACAAGGAGUACAAUGACAACCUGACUUUUUACUUAGUGUUGGCUCUGGCUGUAGUUUCCUUCCUCUUCAUCACGUGUUUAGUGGUUAUUAUAUCAGUGAAAAUCUACAGAUGGAGACAGUCUCGCAUCCUGUAUCACUCCAAUCUUCCUGUGAUUCCAUAUUAUCCACCACGUUACUCAGACACUUUGGGGACAGGGACUCUCCAACACGUGUACAAUUACGAGGUGUGCAGGACGACUGACUCCAGAAAGAGUGACAUGAAAUAUAUGCAACCGAUGAGUCCAAGUUUAGUGAGUAUCGAUGGAGCUGGGGCAGAUACACCGCAGGUGGAGAAGCAGCUGACAGGGACCUGCUCUCAAAUGUCAACCUUGGUGAGUAAUUUCUUGGAUCCUGCUUACUCCAUAUUUUCAGGCCGAUGGCAAGCACUGUUUGUCAUUCUUUGUCUUUUCAAGCUGAGCUCAGUGACCGGGCAGGCUCGGUAUUCUAUACCGGAGGAGCAGGCAGAAGGGUCUUUCGUUGGAAACAUUGCUAGAGAUUUAGGCUUGGAUGUGGCGAGACUCAUAUCAGGUAAAGCUCGUAUUAUUACAAAAGGAAGUCGACAGUAUGUGGAUUUAAACCGAGACAAAGGCACACUUGUUAUUAAAGAACGAAUCGACCGAGAAGAGCUUUGUGGACAGACGACGCCCUGUAGCUUCAGUUUCGAGGUCAUUUUAGAAAAUCCAAUUCAGCUUUAUCGGGUAACAGUGGAGGUAACAGACAUUAAUGAUAACAGUCCGUCGUUCCCAAAAGAUGUAAUUAAUUUGAAAAUUGUCGAAAAUGCUGCAGCUGGGACUCGUUUCUCACUGGAGAGUGCAGAAGACCCCGAUGUUGGUAUUAAUGAUAUUCAGAAAUACACACUUAAACCUUCAGAUCAUUUCAAAUUGGAUAUACAGAGCCAACUGGAUGGAGGGAUUUUUAUCGAAAUGGUUUUACAGACCCCGUUAGAUCGAGAGAAAGAGGAGAGUCACUCACUCGUGUUGAUUGCUUCGGAUGGCGGUGAGCCACACAGAUCAGGGACGGUGCGUAUUCACAUCACUGUGCUAGAUGCUAACGAUAAUGCGCCAGUGUGUAGCCAGCCUGUUUAUAAAGCAGAUGUCAGGGAAAAUUCUCCUGAAGGAACUGUGGUAACCACUGUUAGUGCAAAUGACGCAGAUAAAGGACAUUACGGUGAAGUAACUUAUUCUAUCGCUCAUGUCGCUAAAGAGGCGAAACAGCUGUUUGAAGUAAAUAUGAAAACAGGAGAGAUUAAAGUUACAGGUAAACUGGAUUUUGAAAAAUCUAAGACUUACCAAUUAAAUGUUCAGGCUAGUGACCACGGGGGAUAUACGGAUACGUGCAAAGUUAUUGUUCAAAUACUUGAUGAAAAUGACAAUGUCCCUACAAUACAGCUUAUGUCAUUUUCUAACUCUAUAUCGGAGGAUUCUCCCCCCGGUACAACUAUAGCUGUUGUUAACGUGGAUGAUGAAGACUCUGAUGGAAACGGUGUUGUCAAGUGCUCCAUUACCUCUGACGUACCUUUCAAAAUUGAGUCUUCAUUAACAGGAUAUUAUACAAUAGUAACAGAAGACUUCUUAGACAGAGAAAGUAUUCCUGAGUAUAAUAUCACCAUAACCGUCUCUGACCAAGGCUCUCCUCCUCUGUCUAACAGUAAAAACAUUAAUGUUAAAGUGUCUGACGUGAAUGACAGCCCACCCAAAUUCAAGCAGUCAGAAUAUAGUAAGACUGUACCAGAGAACAACUCUCCUGGAUUCUCUGUGUUUACUAUCAGUGCUAGUGAUGCAGACUGGGGCCAAAACGCUCGAGUGUCUUACUUUCUGGAGGAGAAAGAGAUUAAUGGAGUAGCUGUGUCGUCAUUAGUGUCCAUAAACUCAGAAAACGGUGUCGUUCAUGCAGUGAGGUCGUUUGAUUAUGAACAAAUCAAAUGGUUUGAAUUCAACGUGACUGCACGUGAUGCCGGAUCUCCUCCUCUGAGUUCGGUUGCUACAGUGAAAAUAAUAAUCCAGGACCAGAACGACAACCCUCCUCAGGUUCUGUACCCAGUCCAGACUGGUGGUUCUCUGGUGGCUGAAAUGGUUCCUCGUUCAGCAGAUGUGGGCUAUCUGGUCACUAAAGUGGUGGCCGUGGAUGUGGACUCUGGACAGAAUGCCUGGCUCUCCUAUAAACUACAGAAAGCCACAGACAGGGCGCUGUUUGAAGUGGGCUUACAGAAUGGAGAAAUAAGAACUAUCCGCCAGGUGACUGAUAAAGAUGCUGUGAAACAAAGACUGACUGUUAUAGUGGAGGACAACGGGCAGCCCUCUCGUUCAGCUACAGUCAUUGUUAACGUGGCGGUGGCGGACAGCUUCCCUGAAGUGCUGUCAGAGUUCACUGACUUUACACACGACAAGGAGUACAAUGACAACCUGACUUUUUACUUAGUGUUGGCUCUGGCUGUAGUUUCCUUCCUCUUCAUCACGUGUUUAGUGGUUAUUAUAUCAGUGAAAAUCUACAGAUGGAGACAGUCUCGCAUCCUGUAUCACUCCAAUCUCCCUGUGAUUCCAUAUUAUCCACCACGUUACUCAGACACUUUGGGGACAGGGACUCUCCAACACGUGUACAAUUACGAGGUGUGCAGGACGACUGACUCCAGAAAGAGUGACAUGAAAUAUAUGCAACCGAUGAGUCCAAGUUUAGUGAGUAUCGAUGGAGCUGGGGCAGAUACACCGCAGGUGGAGAAGCAGCUGACAGGGACCUGCUCUCAAAUGUCAACCUUGGUGAGUAAUUUCUUGGAUCCUGCUUACUCCAUAUUUUCAGGCCGAUGGCAAGCACUGUUUGUCAUUCUUUGUCUUUUCAAGCUGAGCUCAGUGACCGGGCAGGCUCGGUAUUCUAUACCGGAGGAGCAGGCAGAAGGGUCUUUCGUUGGAAACAUUGCUAGAGAUUUAGGCUUGGAUGUGGCGAGGCUCAAAUCAGGUAAAGCUCGUAUUAUUACAAAAGGAAGUCGACAGUAUGUGGAUUUAAACCGAGACAAAGGCACACUUGUUAUUAAAGAGCGUAUCGACCGAGAAGAGCUUUGCGGACAGACGACGCCCUGUAGCUUCAGUUUCGAGGUCAUUUUAGAAAAUCCAAUUCAGCUUUAUCGGGUAACAGUGGAGGUAACAGACAUUAAUGAUAACAGUCCGUCGUUCCAAAAGGUUGAAAUCAAUUUGAAAAUAGCUGAAAAUGCUGCACUAGGGACUCGUUUCUCUUUGGUGAGUGCAGACGAUCCUGAUGUUGGCAUUAACGAUAUUCAGAAAUACACACUUAAACCUUCAGAUCAUUUCAAAUUGGAAGUCCAUAGCCAACCGGAUGGUGGCAAAUUUAUUGAAAUGGUUUUACAGACCCCGUUAGAUCGAGAGAAAGAGGAGACUCACUCACUCGUGUUGAUUGCUUCAGAUGGCGGUGAGCCACACAGAUCAGGGACGGUGCGUAUUCAUAUAACUGUGCUUGAUGUUAACGAUAAUGCACCAGUGUGUAGCCAGCCUGUUUAUAAAGCAGAUGUCAGGGAAAAUUCUCCUGAAGGAACUGUGGUAACCACUGUUAGUGCAAAUGACGCAGAUGAAGGAGUCAGUAGUGAAGUCACUUAUUCCUUCCCCCAUGUCGCUAAAGAGGCGAAACAGCUGUUUGAAGUAAAUUCUAAAACAGGAGAGAUUAAAGUUACAGGUAAAUUAGAUUUUGAAAAAUCUAAAACUUACCAAUUAAAUGUUCAGGCUAGUGACCACGGGGGAUUUACAGAUACGUGCAAAGUUAUUGUUCAAAUACUUGAUGAAAAUGACAAUGUCCCUACAAUACAGCUUAUGUCAUUUUCUAACUCUAUAUCGGAGGAUUCUCCCCCCGGUACAACUAUAGCUGUUGUUAACGUGGAUGAUGGAGACUCUGAUGGAAACGGUGUUGUCAAGUGCUCCAUUAACUCUGACGUACCUUUCAAAAUUGAGUCUUCAUUAACAGGAUAUUAUACAAUAGUAACAGAAGACUUCUUAGACAGAGAAAGUAUUCCUGAGUAUAAUAUCACCAUAACCGUCUCUGACCAAGGCUCUCCUCCUCUGUCUAACAGUAAAAACAUUAAUGUUAAAGUGUCUGACGUGAAUGACAGCCCACCCAAAUUCAAGCAGUCAGAAUAUAGUAAGACUGUACCAGAGAACAACUCUCCCGGAUUCUCUGUGUUUACUAUCAGUGCUAGUGAUGCAGACUGGGGCCAAAACGCUCGAGUGUCUUACUUUCUGGAGGAGAAAGAGAUUAAUGGAGUAGCUGUGUCGUCAUUAGUGUCCAUAAACUCAGAAAACGGUGUCGUUCAUGCAGUGAGGUCGUUUGAUUAUGAACAAAUCAAAUGGUUUGAAUUCAAUGUGACUGCACGUGAUGCCGGAUCUCCUCCUCUGAGUUCGGUAGCUACAGUGAAAAUAAUGAUCCAAGACCAGAACGACAACCCCCCUCAGGUUCUGUACCCAGUCCAGACUGGUGGCUCUGUGGUGGGUGAAAUGGUUCCUCGUUCAUCAGAUGUCGGCUAUCUGGUGACUAAAGUGGUGGCUGUGGAUGUGGACUCUGGACAGAAUGCCUGGCUCUCCUAUAAACUGCAGAAAGCCACAGACAGGGCGCUGUUUGAAGUGGGCUUACAGAAUGGAGAAAUAAGAACUAUCCGCCAGGUGACUGAUAAAGAUGCUGUGAAACAAAGACUGACUGUUAUAGUGGAGGACAACGGGCAGCCCUCUCGUUCAGCUACAGUCAUUGUUAACGUGGCGGUGGCGGACAGCUUCCCUGAAGUGCUGUCAGAGUUCACUGACUUUACACACGACAAGGAGUACAAUGACAACCUGACUUUUUACUUAGUGUUGGCUCUGGCUGUAGUUUCCUUCCUCUUCAUCACGUGUUUAGUGGUUAUUAUAUCAGUGAAAAUCUACAGAUGGAGACAGUCUCGCAUCCUGUAUCACUCCAAUCUCCCUGUGAUUCCAUAUUAUCCACCACGUUACUCAGACACUUUGGGGACAGGGACUCUCCAACACGUGUACAAUUACGAGGUGUGCAGGACGACUGACUCCAGAAAGAGUGACAUGAAAUAUAUGCAACCGAUGAGUCCAAGUUUAGUGAGUGUGGAUGGAGCUGAGGCUGAUACACCACAGGUGGAAAAGCAGCUGACAGGGACCUGCUCUCAAAUGUCAACCUUGGUGAGUAAUUUCUUGAAUUCUCCAUGGUACUUAUUCUCGUCUUUCCGGUUUUAUUUUUUUUCGUAUCUUUUUUCUGACAGUAUUAAGGAUUACUGCGUGUGUACUCUUGGAUUUAUGAUGGGGUGGAUGUGGAUAACCGUUUGCAGAGGCCGAUGGCAAGCACUGUUUGUCAUUCUUUGUCUUUUCAAGCUGAGCUCAGUGACCGGGCAGGCUCGGUAUUCUAUACCGGAGGAGCAGGCAGAAGGGUCUUUCGUUGGAAACAUUGCUAGAGAUUUAGGCUUGGAUGUGGCGAGACUCAUAUCAGGUAAAGCUCGUAUUAUUACUAAAGGAAGUCGACAGUAUGUGGAUUUAAACCGAGACAAAGGCACACUUGUUAUUAAAGAACGAGUCGACCGAGAAGAGCUUUGUGGACAGACGACGCCCUGUAGCUUCAGUUUCGAGGUAAUUUUAGAAAAUCCAAUUCAGCUUUAUCGGGUAACAGUGGAGGUUACAGACAUUAAUGAUAACAGUCCGUCGUUCCCAAAAGAUGAAAUCAAUUUGAAAAUUGUUGAAAAUGCCGCAUUACGAACUCGUUUCUCAUUGGUGAGUGCAGACGAUCCUGAUGUUGGCAUUAAUGAUAUUCAGAAAUACACACUUAAACCCUCAGAUAAUUUCAAAUUGGAAAUCCAGAGCCAAGCAGAUGGAGGCAAAUUUAUCGAAAUGGUUUUACAGACCCCGUUAGAUCGAGAGAAAGAGGAGACUCACUCACUCGUGUUGAUUGCUUCAGAUGGCGGUGAGCCACACAGAUCAGGAACGGUGCGUAUUCAUAUAACUGUGCUUGAUGUUAACGAUAAUGCGCCAGUGUGUAGCCAGCCUGUUUAUAAAGCAGAUGUCAGGGAAAAUUCUCCUGAAGGAACUGUGGUAACCACUGUUAGUGCAAAUGACGCAGAUGAAGGAGUCAGUAGUGAAGUCACUUAUUCCUUCCCCCAUGUCGCUAAAGAGGCGAAACAGCUGUUUGAAGUAAAUUCUAAAACAGGAGAGAUUAAAGUUACAGGUAAACUGGAUUUUGAAAAAUCUAAGACUUACCAAUUAAAUGUUCAGGCUAGUGACCACGGGGGAUAUACAGAUACGUGCAAAGUUAUUGUUCAAAUACUUGAUGAAAAUGACAAUGUCCCUACAAUACAGCUUAUGUCAUUUUCUAACUCUAUAUCGGAGGAUUCUCCCCCCGGUACAACUAUAGCUGUUGUUAACGUGGAUGAUGAAGACUCUGAUGGAAACGGUGUUGUCAAGUGCUCCAUUACCUCUGACGUACCUUUCAAAAUUGAAUCUUCAUUAACAGGAUAUUAUACAAUAGUAACAGAAGACUUCUUAGACAGAGAAAGUAUUCCUGAGUAUAAUAUCACCAUAACCGUCUCUGACCAAGGCUCUCCUCCUCUGUCUAACAGUAAAAACAUUAAUGUUAAAGUGUCUGACGUGAAUGACAGCCCACCCAAAUUCAAGCAGUCAGAAUAUAGUAAGACUGUACCAGAGAACAACUCUCCCGGAUUCUCUGUGUUUACUAUCAGUGCUAGUGAUGCAGACUGGGGCCAAAACGCUCGAGUGUCUUACUUUCUGGAGGAGAAAGAGAUUAAUGGAGUAGCUGUGUCGUCAUUAGUGUCCAUAAACUCAGAAAACGGUGUCGUUCAUGCAGUGAGGUCGUUUGAUUAUGAACAAAUCAAAUGGUUUGAAUUCAAUGUGACUGCACGUGAUGCCGGAUCUCCUCCUCUGAGUUCGGUUGCUACAGUGAAAAUAAUGAUCCAGGACCAGAACGACAACCCCCCUCAGGUUUUGUACCCAGUCCAGACUGGUGGCUCUCUGGUGGCUGAAAUGGUUCCUCGAUCAGCAGAUGUGGGCUAUCUGGUGACUAAAGUGGUGGCUGUGGAUGUGGACUCUGGACAGAAUGCCUGGCUCUCCUAUAAACUGCAGAAAGCCACAGACAGGGCGCUGUUUGAAGUGGGCUUACAGAAUGGAGAAAUAAGAACUAUCCGCCAGGUGACUGAUAAAGAUGCUGUGAAACAAAGACUGACUGUUAUAGUGGAGGACAACGGGCAGCCCUCUCGUUCAGCUACAGUCAUUGUUAACGUGGCGGUGGCGGACAGCUUCCCUGAAGUGCUGUCAGAGUUCACUGACUUUACACACGACAAGGAGUACAAUGACAACCUGACUUUUUACUUAGUGUUGGCUCUGGCUGUAGUUUCCUUCCUCUUCAUCACGUGUUUAGUGGUUAUUAUAUCAGUGAAAAUCUACAGAUGGAGACAGUCUCGCAUCCUGUAUCACUCCAAUCUCCCUGUGAUUCCAUAUUAUCCACCACGUUACUCAGACACUUUGGGGACAGGGACUCUCCAACACGUGUACAAUUACGAGGUGUGCAGGACCACUGACUCCAGAAAGAGUGACUGUAAGUUCGGCACAGCUGGUAGUCAGAACGUGCUGAUAAUGGACCCCAGUUCUACAGGGACGAUGCAGCGGAUACAAAGUGAAAAGAGCAUCCUGGAUGAACCUGACUCUCCUUUAGAGGUGCGUGUCUUUAUUCAUGAUUCUCCACAAACUUCCGAUGAAUAA
Scomber japonicus (chub mackerel) is the source of this 14631-nucleotide messenger RNA. RefSeq lists its product as uncharacterized. The record is from RefSeq and is a predicted model, not a curated record. The transcript has 6 exons. Gene Ontology annotation, biological process: homophilic cell-cell adhesion. Gene Ontology annotation, cellular component: plasma membrane. NCBI's taxonomy places the organism in Eukaryota, Metazoa, Chordata, Actinopteri, Scombriformes, Scombridae. Gene Ontology annotation, molecular function: calcium ion binding. The coding region runs from base 16 to 14631 and encodes 4871 amino acids.